AGAUUUUUUUGACGUGGACUGGAAGACUAGACAGUCGCUGGGCGAGACUGACGAUCAGUGGCGGAGGUAAAGUUGAUUUCCCGUACACACUGAUAACCGCAGGAGACCCGGCCCUCGCUCGCACCACGAGGCGGGACUUCUAACGCCCGCGGAUUAAUUCACUUCGCUGCCUCGAAAUCUCCGUUCUCCUGUGUCAUUCUAGACUCUAGGAGGAUGCAUAUGCCAGCCCUGUAAUUCUAACUGAAGCACCGACUAGUGAGGAUAGCAGUGUUAGGUUUUCCUCUAGUGUCCGGGCGAAGAGUCAGCAACCGGUGGAUUUUUUGUGGUCAUGUGCGUGUGAAGUUGAUCACAAUCGGCAAGCCCGAAGGUGUGACGUGGGACGCGGAUGCCCCGCCUCCCGCGCUCUCUGAUUGGCUGAGCGGGUGUUGACGGACCAAUCAGUAUUGUUGGCGGGUGUCGGCCGCUGGUGUGGCGGUCAUGACUUGGUGGUCGCCAGUGUAGGUGCGAACGCGCGAUAGGAAGGCCGAGGACCUAUACGUCCCAAGUGUGAGACACCACGCCUCUACCUCCUACACCUCCUGCUUGCCCAUUCAUCCCACAAGGCUGCGAUAUACCCUGGCCCUAUUAAGUGCAAUCUGGAGGUUUUCGUGAGGAUAUAUGUGGUGGAGAAUCGGGAAAUAAAGCACUUGUGUUAUUUUUCUAAAUCAUAGAAAGAUUUAAUCCAGUUUGAUUCGUGAAUAUUGUGUUUUUUUGGUGACGCGAAGCGAAGUAGACGUUGGUGGUGGUGGUGGUGGACUAAUGUGUUGGUGCAGUGUUGGUGUACGGGAUGCAGGGGCGGUGAUGGUGUAGUGUGUGUAUAAGGCCCCUCAAGCACCUGCCCCAUGCGCUUCGACAAUUUGCAGGAGCCCCGCCAGCACGUGAAUUCCCCGCUCAAUUCCCCCCCUCCUCCUCUCACCCCUGUGGGCGUGGGCGGCAGCAUGGCAUACCACCCAUUCCUCCUCCAACGACCCACAGACUUCAGCGUCAACUCGCUCCUGACACAGUCGCCGCCGUACCUUCCGACGCUGGGCCUCCCUGCGGCCGCGGCGGCGGCUGCGGCAGCAGGCUCGCACAACCCAUACAGCCUCCUGCCGAAGUUCCCCGGGCCUAUGGGCCAUCCGUUCACCACGGCCGAGGACGUGCUGGCCCACUCGCACAUGCGACCCAUCCGCUCGCUCGUGCCCGAGGAGGACGGCGUGGUGGACGACCCCAAGGUCACCCUCGAGUGCAAGGAUCUGUGGGAGAAGUUCCACAAGUUGGGCACGGAGAUGGUCAUCACCAAGUCUGGCAGGCAAAUGUUUCCUCAGAUGAAGUUUCGAGUGUCAGGGCUAGACCCCAAAGCCAAGUACAUCCUUCUACUAGACAUCGUAGCGGCAGACGACUGUAGAUAUAAGUUCCAUAACAGACGUAUGUUUCCUGCCUACAAGGUCCGUGUCUCUGGCCUUGACAAAAAAGCAAAAUACAUCUUACUUAUGGACAUCGUGUCAGCUGAUGAUUGCCGCUAUAAAUUUCACAACAGCAGGUGGAUGGUUGCUGGCAAAGCCGACCCCGAGAUGCCAAAGCGCAUGUACAUUCAUCCAGACAGCCCAGCGACGGGUGAACAGUGGAUGCAAAAGGUUGUGUCUUUUCACAAGCUAAAACUCACGAAUAAUAUCUCCGACAAACACGGCUUUGGAGGGGCGGAAGCCAAGGUAAGUCUGCCAGUGGCACCCUUCUUGGCUCAGGGUCAACUCCCAAGGGGCCUUCCCGAAUGAUGUCAGGUCAGCCACACAUGCCCUGAGGU
Messenger RNA from Penaeus monodon (black tiger shrimp), 1822 nucleotides. Its product is annotated as T-box transcription factor TBX3-like. NCBI's taxonomy places the organism in Eukaryota, Metazoa, Arthropoda, Malacostraca, Decapoda, Penaeidae. The record is from RefSeq and is a predicted model, not a curated record. Gene Ontology annotation, molecular function: DNA-binding transcription factor activity, RNA polymerase II-specific; RNA polymerase II cis-regulatory region sequence-specific DNA binding. Gene Ontology annotation, cellular component: nucleus. Gene Ontology annotation, biological process: positive regulation of DNA-templated transcription; cell fate specification; regulation of transcription by RNA polymerase II. The transcript has 5 exons. The coding region runs from base 882 to 1793 and encodes 303 amino acids.